Psilocybe cubensis is the source of this 1818-nucleotide messenger RNA. RefSeq lists its product as uncharacterized. Gene Ontology annotation, molecular function: protein binding. The record is from RefSeq and is a predicted model, not a curated record. Bases 1 to 1818 code for a protein of 605 amino acids. NCBI's taxonomy places the organism in Eukaryota, Fungi, Basidiomycota, Agaricomycetes, Agaricales, Agrocybaceae. The transcript is spliced from 4 exons.
AUGCCCUUAGUAUCAGACUUUCCAGAACCACCUACGAAAGAGACUUUGGAGGAUGCUCGACGAGCACUUGAGACGAUACGUACCUCGAUGCAGGAGCUGACCACCAAAAUCGAUGUUGCAGAAGCAACUUUGGCCCAAAUCGUUCGCGAGUCUCAAUACGCUAUCAACGAGCUGCAAGCACAGCGUUCCGUUCUCGAAAAGCAGGUCGCAAAGACCAUGGCCUAUCUCAGUCCAAUUCGGAGGCUUCCAAUGGAACUACUCAGAGAAGUCUUCAUGUGGACGUAUGAGGACCAUCCUUGCUCGGCGUGGGUGUUGGCAGCUGUGUCUAGGUCAUGGAGACGAUUAGCACUGAAGACGCCUCUCAUCUGGUCGAAAAUUCGUCUUCUAACGACGCAACAUUCGUCCGCAGACACAAUUCGGCUAUGGAUUGAGCGCUCGGGAGAUAAUGUUCCCCUUGAUAUUGAGAUUUUCCUGCGGGUCGCAAAUACGAAACACAGCCCAGAAGCUACUGCAAUUCGAACGAGACGUACGUCUUCGCCGCUAACACCUAUUUCAAUUCCUGGUUGGAACAUCUCCUUUCCAGCUCAGAACUCUUCACCCCAUUUUGUUGUCGCUCAUGCUCCACUUCCUCCAACUGUAGGAAAUGUCGCCAUCAUAAUGCCUCCUUCUCCUCCCCCUCAUCUCGACGGCUGGGGCACGUCCUCCGCUGUUGAAAAAACAACAAACACUAUAUCCAAAGCCAGCAUGCACUGGGGACAUAUCGCGUUUUUCUACCUAGUAGAACAAAUGCAUCGAUGGGAGAGGUUCGUGUUCCGGUUCGAUAAGCAAUUCACAUCAAUGGGAGCGUUGAAAUCCAUAAAUGGAGAUGCACCUCUUUUGAAAGAGUUCGAAGUGUCAAGCACGGAAGCGGGUUUCUUUGCGGAAUGGCCGUGGCUGCCUAACGUGAAUGCUUCUUCUUCAUCAGUAAUUCUGCCACAACUACGGUCCCUUACGCUUCAGCAUACUCCCUUCAAAUGGUCCUCCCCUAUGCUUCGUGGUCUUCAUAAAAUUCACCUGCGUGGUCUUCCAACAUCGCAUCUACCUUUAGACAGGGUUUUGCACAUCCUGUCAAACAACCCUCAACUAAAAACUGUUUCACUUCAUUUUCAGGGCAUCCUGCCUGCUAUUCUUCCACUAAGCGUGUUAGUUCUCCCCCAUGUGACUUCACUGACUCUAGGAGGGCACUUCCUUCUCACACAACUUCUCGAAUCCCUGACCCUUCCAAGCUUGGAAUCUCUAACAUUAGACAUCGAACCUAGAGAUACAGUUGAAGAUGUCAUUUCCGGCCUCCUCACACGCUCCGGUCGGCCUCCUCUUCAACAUCUUUCGUUAGCAUAUAGCGCCGGUCCUAACUCAACGACCUUAUACUAUGGGCCUAGUGGUCUUGUCGUACAUUGGACGGCCCUUCUCUCAGAGCUUAUACACUUGAAAACUUUGAACAUUGGUGGUACCUCACUCGAGAUUUUACUCACGGCACUGGGUUCACCGGAGGACGAUCCGAGUCAAAACCAAAAUCCGGUGUGGGCAUGCCCAGCAUUGGAAGUCUUGGGCCUUCGCAGCUGUCAUGCUCAUAAUGAGGGGGUGAACAAACUAGUCCAAAUGGUUGAAGCCAGGAACCCACACAGUGGAACAGCACAGGUGGUUGGUGGUGUUACCCCAGUAAGAUUAUCGCGACUUGAACUGCAUGAAUGUACGAAUCUGGGGGAAGAUGUGAUGCAUUGGCUGAAUACGAGAAUUGGAGAGGUUAUUUGUUCUGAUCCCACUGAAAGCACACUAUAG